Pteronotus mesoamericanus is the source of this 3192-nucleotide messenger RNA. RefSeq names its product ELKS/RAB6-interacting/CAST family member 2 (gene ERC2). Gene Ontology annotation, molecular function: structural constituent of presynaptic active zone. Gene Ontology annotation, cellular component: cytoskeleton of presynaptic active zone. The coding region runs from base 228 to 3101 and encodes 957 amino acids. Gene Ontology annotation, biological process: regulation of synaptic plasticity; maintenance of presynaptic active zone structure; neuromuscular synaptic transmission. The record is from RefSeq and is a predicted model, not a curated record. Lineage: Eukaryota; Metazoa; Chordata; Mammalia; Chiroptera; Mormoopidae. The transcript has 17 exons.
CUCCGGCUCCUCCCGGCCGCCCGGGGCCAAGGCGACGUGAGGUUGUAAAAAUCCAUGUGGGACGGCCCCGGGGCGAGCAUCCGAAAGAUCUCAGAUUGGAGUCAUUUUCUGGUACAGACUAUGAGUAAAAUACAGUGAAAAUUCUGGCCAACAGUGGAAAUAUUGGCUUAAUCAUCAACUUAGUAUUGCAUUCCUUCUCUUCAGUAUCACCUCAUAAUAGAAGAAAAAUGUAUGGAAGUGCAAGAACAAUCACCAAUCUGGAAGGGAGCCCUUCCAGAUCUCCUCGUUUGCCAAGGUCUCCUCGUUUGGGCCAUCGAAGAACAAGUAGUGGGGGAGGUGGAGGAACAGGCAAGACUCUGUCCAUGGAGAACAUCCAAUCCCUUAAUGCAGCCUAUGCUACGUCUGGACCCAUGUAUCUCAGUGAUCAUGAGGGGGUGGCUUCAACAACUUACCCAAAGGGCACCAUGACUCUGGGAAGGGCCACAAAUAGAGCUGUGUAUGGAGGUCGUGUCACAGCGAUGGGGAGUAGUCCCAAUAUUGCUUCUGCUGGACUUUCCCAUACAGAUGUCCUUUCAUACACAGAUCAACAUGGUGGUUUGACCAGCUCAUCCCAUCAUCACCACCACCAGGUCCCCUCUAUGUUGAGGCAGGUAAGGGAUAGCACAAUGUUAGACCUUCAAGCCCAGCUCAAGGAACUUCAGAGAGAGAAUGACCUCCUUCGGAAAGAGCUAGACAUCAAGGACAGCAAAUUGGGAUCUUCCAUGAACAGUAUCAAGACCUUUUGGAGUCCUGAGCUUAAGAAAGAGAGAGUCUUGAGGAAAGAAGAAGCAGCCCGCAUGUCUGUCCUCAAGGAGCAGAUGAGGGUUUCCCAUGAAGAAAAUCAGCACUUGCAAUUGACAAUCCAGGCCCUUCAGGAUGAGCUGCGAACCCAGAGAGACCUCAACCACCUCCUGCAGCAAGAGAGUGGCAACCGAGGAGCCGAGCACUUCACCAUUGAGCUGACUGAGGAGAACUUCCGGCGCCUGCAAGCUGAGCAUGACAGACAGGCUAAGGAGCUAUUCCUAUUGAGGAAGACCUUGGAGGAAAUGGAGCUGAGAAUUGAAACACAGAAACAGACCCUCAAUGCCCGAGAUGAGUCAAUUAAAAAGCUUCUCGAGAUGUUACAAAGUAAAGGCUUGCCAUCCAAAAGUCUUGAGGAUGACAAUGAACGGACGCGGCGGGUGGCAGAGGCUGAAUCUCAAGUUAGCCACUUAGAGGUGAUUUUAGACCAGAAAGAGAAGGAAAAUAUACAUCUUAGAGAGGAAUUGCACCGAAGAAGCCAACUUCAGCCGGAGCCAGCCAAGACGAAGGCUCUCCAGACUGUCAUUGAAAUGAAGGACACAAAAAUUGCUUCACUGGAGCGAAACAUAAGGGAUCUUGAGGAUGAGAUCCAGAUGUUAAAAGCCAAUGGUGUGCUGAACACUGAGGACCGUGAAGAAGAGAUCAAACAAAUAGAAGUUUACAAAAGUCACUCCAAGUUCAUGAAAACCAAGAUUGAUCAGCUGAAGCAGGAACUUUCAAAGAAGGAGUCAGAACUUCUUGCCUUACAAACAAAGCUUGAAACCCUUAGCAAUCAAAAUUCAGAUUGCAAGCAACACAUUGAAGUGCUUAAAGAGUCGCUUACUGCCAAAGAACAGAGGGCUGCCAUUCUUCAAACUGAGGUAGAUGCACUGAGAUUACGACUGGAAGAGAAAGAAUCUUUUCUCAAUAAAAAAACAAAACAGCUGCAGGACCUCACAGAAGAGAAGGGGACACUGGCCGGAGAGAUUCGUGACAUGAAGGAUAUGUUAGAAGUGAAGGAAAGAAAAAUCAAUGUUCUCCAGAAAAAGAUUGAAAACUUGCAAGAGCAACUUAGGGAUAAAGACAAGCAACUGACCAAUCUGAAAGACAGAGUGAAGUCCCUGCAGACAGAUUCCAGUAAUACAGAUACUGCCCUGGCAACGUUGGAGGAGGCUUUGUCAGAGAAGGAAAGAAUAAUUGAACGUUUGAAAGAACAGCGGGAGAGAGAUGAUCGGGAAAGACUAGAAGAGAUAGAAUCUUUCCGAAAAGAGAACAAAGAUCUGAAAGAGAAGGUCAAUGCUUUGCAAGCUGAACUGACUGAAAAAGAGUCUAGUUUAAUUGACCUCAAGGAACAUGCAUCUUCAUUAGCCUCAGCAGGGCUGAAAAGGGACUCUAAAUUAAAAUCUCUAGAAAUAGCCAUUGAACAAAAGAAAGAAGAAUGUAGCAAACUGGAAGCACAGUUAAAAAAGGCUCAUAAUAUUGAAGAUGACUCCAGGAUGAACCCCGAGUUUGCAGACCGAAUAAAACAGCUUGAUAAAGAGGCAUCUUAUUACCGUGAUGAGUGUGGCAAGGCCCAAGCAGAAGUUGACCGAUUGCUGGAGAUCCUCAAGGAGGUGGAGAAUGAAAAGAAUGACAAAGACAAGAAGAUUGCAGAACUUGAGAGCUUGACUUUCAGGCAUAUGAAGGAUCAGAAUAAGAAAGUGGCCAACCUCAAGCAUAAUCAACAGCUGGAAAAAAAGAAGAAUGCCCAGUUAUUGGAAGAAGUCCGCAGGCGAGAAGAUAGCAUGGCUGACAACUCGCAGCACUUGCAGAUAGAGGAACUGAUGAAUGCAUUGGAGAAGACUAGGCAGGAAUUGGAUGCCACCAAGGCACGCCUCGCCUCCACACAGCAGUCCCUGGCUGAAAAGGAAGCACACUUGGCCAACCUCCGAAUAGAAAGGAGAAAACAGCUAGAGGAGAUCCUGGAGAUGAAACAGGAAGCACUGCUUGCGGCAAUCAGUGAAAAAGAUGCGAACAUUGCCUUGCUGGAAUUGUCUGCCUCCAAAAAGAAAAAGACACAGGAAGAAGUCAUGGCCCUCAAGCGGGAGAAAGACCGACUGGUACAUCAGUUAAAGCAGCAGACCCAGAACAGAAUGAAGCUGAUGGCGGACAACUACGACGAGGACCACCACCAUUACCACCACCACCACCAUCACCACCACCACCGAUCUCCUGGGAGGUCGCAACAUUCCAAUCACAGGCCCUCUCCUGACCAGGAUGACGAGGAGGGCAUAUGGGCAUAGCCGGGCCUGUAAACCAAAGUUCCAGUGUUGUUUUGAGGGGUGAGAAACCAUCUUUUAUAUCAUUUUUCUUUAAAAGGUUGCAUUCUGGUGU